AUGAAAGCUUUUGUUGUUAGAGACUAUCUCGAAAAACAGCUGACUCGCAAUGAGCAACCUCUCGAGCCUUUUGAGGGUCUACCACGUGCUCUCAAUGUCCCUUUUACUGGAGUUGAAAUACAUGCAGCCACCUCUAGCUUGAAAAAUGGGAGGGCAAAUGGUCCCGAUGGAAUACCCAACGAGCUAAUUAAGUACUCUAAUAGUACAGUCCAUGAAAAUUAUGCUGGAAUCAUCAACAGUUGUUUCGAGACACAUACUUUCCCCAUUUCCAUUGGAGAGGCUACUAUAACACCCUUACAGAAGCCAAAAAAACCUAUUGGUCCUCUGAAGAAUUUACGUCCACUCACCUUGUCCAAUGCAGCCAGAAAAAUUCUGUCUAUGGCUACUCUUAAAAGGAUAGAAGAAAAAGUGAACGCCUUCACUGGUCCAUGGCAGUGUGCAUAUAAACGCGCUCGUUCUUGUGCUGAUAUUGUUUGGUGUCAGCGAGUUGUCCAAAGGAAGAAAUGGGAGUAUCAUCGCAUGGGCAUUGAUAUGUCUAGUGCGUUUGACACGAUCAAACGCACUACGAUUCUUGAACUCCUGAAACUGUGUGGCUGUACUGAGGAUGAGCUGAGGAUUGUCCGGUUGUUGUUGUCCAACACAAAGCUACGGGUGAAGGUAAAUGGAGUUCUUUCAGCUGAGUUUUUAAGUCUCCUUGGAGCUUUCCAAGGUGACUGUCUAUCCGGCUGUCUGUUCACCCUAGUCUUGGCUGGUGCUUUGAAUGAACUUAGAUGGACUAUAACAAUCAGUUUAGAUAGGCCGAUCCCCCCGAUUACUAUUGCUGGCCUUCCACUUGACACUGAAUAUGCUGAUGAUGUUGACUUCAAUGAUGAAGAGGAAGACAACUUGAGAGGUAUUUUGCCCCAGGCAACAGCUAUACUCGAGAAAUGGAACCUCUUUGUCAAUGAAGACAAAACGGACUUCACUCAUGUUUAUUUAGCUAGUACGGGUGAAGUCGACAGUGAUGGAAAAUUAGUGUCGGGGAAUGAAGCAUGGAGGAAAAGUAUCACUCUAGGGUCCGUCUUCUGUAGCAAAGCUGAUAUUCAGCGUCGCAUAAACCUGGGAUAUGCUGCCUUUAACAAUUACAAGAAGGCCUGGAGUGAUAAACUGCCCCUAAACAAACGUCUAAUACUGUAUAAUGCUUUAGUCGUAUCGGUUCUUAUGUACAACUCAUCCUGUUGGGCCGUCCCCAAAAUAUUCCUUGAAAAACUAGAUGUUGUUCACCGCAGACAUCUUCGCACUAUUUUGAAUAUAAGGUACCCAGGAGUCAUCUCCAACAAAAACUUGUAUAAAGCUGCAAUGGUGAACCAUUGUCAGAAAAAGUGGCCCGUAGUCGGUGGAGAAUGUUAG
Molecule: messenger RNA, 1389 nt
Organism: Bolinopsis microptera
Lineage: Eukaryota; Metazoa; Ctenophora; Tentaculata; Lobata; Bolinopsidae
Exons: 1
Coding region: 1-1389 (462 amino acids)
Source: RefSeq, a predicted model, not a curated record